Molecule: messenger RNA, 1021 nt
Organism: Saccostrea cuccullata (small rock oyster)
Lineage: Eukaryota; Metazoa; Mollusca; Bivalvia; Ostreida; Ostreidae
Exons: 5
Coding region: 368-856 (162 amino acids)
Source: RefSeq, a predicted model, not a curated record
GAAAAAUUGGCCUAAUUUGAUUGUUAAUUCUUUUCACAUUUUACCCGGGCCCAUAAGUGCACUAGGCUCUCUUCGACAAUAGUAUGGCUUAGGAAUAUGGAAAUUGGAUUUGAACAUAACCUCCACGCCUUAAUACAGAUAUAAAUAUGAAUGUGAUAACAGAACGUUUGGAUUGUACUGUCAAUAUAAAUGCAGCGGGUACUGUUCGAGGGGACUUCCCUGUAACAAAGUCAAUGGAAUUUGUCUUUUGGGAUGUGCAAACGGAUGGAUAAAUCCUUUCUGCAAUGAAACUUGCCUGACAAAUUUCUACGGAAAAAACUGUAGUUUUCCGUGUGGACAAUGCGCAAACAACGCAACAUGUGAUCACAUGACAGGACUCUGUCCUUCUGGACUCUUUAAACGAGGAUGGAAAAAUACUAGUGAUAAAAGAUGUAUAUGUAAUGAUACGACCAACAAGGGACCAGAGUGGGAUUCAAACCAAAUAGUCAUAUCAUCUCUGUAUGGAGUUAUCGCAGCUCUCUUUUUAAGUAUGCUGCUUAACAUUUUUCUUAUUGCCAGAAAUGCCAGAAGAGCUUUUUACAAAAGACAAAGCUUAAACGUUGGAAAUAAGGAAGAAAAUUCUGCAAAAGAAUCCUACGUUACUGCUCCGGUAAGAAUUGAAGAAAGGACAAACAGUCAAGAACCUGUACAAUUAAUUAAUCCCUCGAUUAAUGACACAGAAGAAAGCAAUGCAGGUUAUCUAGAACUUGGACAAUUGAGCCAACCCUCUCAUUAUGAGGAACUAGAGCGAUAUCAGGUCAAAGUUUUACCAUCUGUGUGUUGCUUUGGACUUAGCAAGUUUCAUUCACCAAAUUAAAAUUAAGACCCUUCAUGAAUGUCAUUAUUAGUUAAUAAAAACAAUUACUAGUAUACAAAAUUUUGAAUUAGUUUCUUGAAUCGUGAAAUUAAAACAAUCACAAUUGGUAAUCUUUGAGAUAUCAUGAAAUUCAAACACCGUGGAAUCAAAACUACUAAAAUUUGC